Molecule: messenger RNA, 2436 nt
Organism: Stegastes partitus (bicolor damselfish)
Lineage: Eukaryota; Metazoa; Chordata; Actinopteri; Pomacentridae
Gene: pcare2
Product: photoreceptor cilium actin regulator 2
Exons: 3
Coding region: 1-2436 (811 amino acids)
Source: RefSeq, a predicted model, not a curated record
AUGGGCUGCUCUCCAUCUAAAGGAAAGUUAUUUUCAAAGCCUGAAAUCCCUGGACCUCAGAAGGCUCUGCUGGCAGAAGCACCACAGGAUGCUGCUGGAGAUAGACCUGAAGAGGUGGAGAAUAAAUGUUUGAAAACUGAACACCAAGAAAAUGAACCUCCACUACCCACUGAAGAACACCUGACAAAAGAGACAACAUGGUUGGCCUCCAACCCAAUGUCUGCCCAAAUGGCAGAGGACAUCAAGGAAAAAGAGGUGAAUGUAAUGCCACAAGAAAUAGUCUGUGAUGUUGUACAAACAGAUAAGAUUAAAAAGACGGAGAAACGAAAGAAAAAUAAAGGCAACAGAAGGUCUACUGACAAGAAGAGGAAGUCCUCUAUUGUUCAGACAAAGGUGGACUUCCCACCACACAUGGUGAGGGCUCAUCAGGCCGCCUAUACCUUUCUGAAUCCAAAUAUCUCCAAAUAUGAAACUUUGUUGGGCCUGCUAGACCAAGCUGCCCAGACACAGUUGUCCCUCCAGCCCAUGAUGUCUGCUAUGGUGUUGCGCUUUGAGGAGAUCAACCAGGCACUGGAGGAGAUGGCUGAAGAGGGAGAGCUGAUGUUGAAGGAGCAUGGGGACUACAUGGCCUUACCUUCUGGGAUGAUGGGCCCAACUGUUAUGUCAGCUAAACCUAGCACCGACAGAGGCAAGCCCCCCGAUCCACCUCCUGAUCUUUUACAGCAACUGCUCCAGCAUUCAACAGAAAAAAUGAGGCAGGUGGCAGGCUCAGUCCAGGCAUUGGGUGACACCACACUUGAGGAGGCAGUGGAGUACUAUUCCUCCAUUUCUAAAGUGCUGGUUGAGAAGCUGCAGGCCAAGCAGGCAGCAGAGCAGAGGGUGGCUCAAGUGCUUGCUCGGGUAGAGGGGGCAGCAAUGAGGAAGUCUAACCCGGAGGACUUGGCACUGCACAGCGAGGACAGUGGAAUUGGGGGAGAAAACGAGAGUCUGACAGGGUCGGAGAGGCACCGCCGCCACCGUGGGAGUGCUGGAUCUGGAAGUUGUGGAUCUGGAGUAAACAUUCGGGGGGCAUUUGAUAAUCUCGCCAGUAAUUUACCAAACCUGGUAGGGCACAAUGAAGAUGAGGAGGAGGAUGAUGAGGAUGAGGAUGAUGAUGAAGAGUACGAAGAUGAUGAAAAUGACAGGCCUCAAAGGAAAAGGUCGAGUUCCUCCCCACCUGAUCCCAGUCAGGCUCUUCGCUACAUGCAUGCAAAUUAUAUCCAGGAACAGCAGCCUACAGUUAAACGACCCCUCACUGCAGCCAACCCUGAACACGUUUCAUCCACCAGGAGGCCUAACAAAAGUGGGAUCCCUCUGUUAUCUGACGCAGUCAAUUGCAAUGAUCGGGGAUUAGUCAUCAAUGGCAACAAUAACAACAACAGCUGGCCUGACAACAGGGAUGACCUGGACAUGGACAACUUACCACCACCACCCCCAGAGGUUCUGAUGGACAAUUCCUUCCAGAGUACCGAAGGCCUGCCUGGAAAUGAGGAAGGGUUGCGGGAAGAUUCAGGUCGGAGUCUCCCAAUGAUAAACCAAAAGACUGGAAUUUCCCAGCGUCUAAAAGCAUCCAUACAGAAUGUUGAAGUGUUGCCAAACAGAGCAAGUGUGAGGCCAAGAUCAAUCAACAGCUUACCUGCCCAUCCUGUAAGGCAGGAUGAUGCAGAAGAUUCGGAACAACAACCAGAAACAGAUGUCGAUCCAGAAACUGAGAAAGCUAACUGUCUCUACCAGCAGGCACGUAAAAUCAUUCACCUGCGCGAUGCAGUAGAAUCUACUGACAAGAGAAAUAUUGUGGAACCCAGUGGCAGAGGGACUUUACCCCGUCAAGACAGAAUGAGCCAAAGAUGUGAAAGCACUGAAUAUUAUGAGGGUGACAUGCCCUCUUGCAGCCCACCUGUGACAGCACCACCUGUCUCCAGAGUCCGCCUGCCCCCAUCUGGUCCCUCUGUGCGCCACAGAUAUCCAAGUCCCCCAGUUUUCCGACCACAGUCCUUGUCAUCUCACCCCAGUUCUCCUAAAAAAGUGACACGUGCCACGGAUAACAACCCUGAGGAGAUCAUUCCAUCUGUGUCCUUUCAAGAUGCCCGCUCAGUCUUUUGUCAAAAAGAUUCACAAAACUCUCAGGCCUGCCUCUCUUCUGUGCUUCCCAGACGAUGGGGAGAGGUCUCCCGAGGAAGGUUAACAACAAGAGGGAUAGGCAACUCUGCCCGUCGCACCCAAUCAGAACAGAGACCUAGCGUGACUUCCCAGUCAGAGUUAUCCAGGGAUGGCAGUUUGGCCUCUACUCAGGCCAACGAGUGUGAGCCUCUUGUCUCAAAUUAUAGGCCGGGCAGCCCUCUGCUGACAGGAGACGAUGCCCAACUGGAUCCAAGUGCCACUGUGAUGACAGCCUAG